Molecule: messenger RNA, 384 nt
Organism: Stylophora pistillata
Lineage: Eukaryota; Metazoa; Cnidaria; Anthozoa; Scleractinia; Pocilloporidae
Source: RefSeq, a predicted model, not a curated record
UUGGGGGCUUUCUUCAUUGGAGAAGUCAAGUUCUAGCGGGGAAGUCAAAAUGAAGUCAACUGUUAGUUUGGCUUUAUUUGGCUUUGUGCUCGCUGUCGGUUUUUCAGUCGCAACAACUGAAAAUGCGUUGACCAGAAUGGCAGAUGCAUUUGAAGCAGAAAAACCUCGAGGUGAAGAAUACAUGAUAGAUAAUGAUGGUGAGCUCGAUGCGGAUGACCUAGAUGACGAUGAUGAGGCAAUUCCUAAAAGCGGAUACGACAUGAAAGCGAACGAUGGAGAGUUCGACGAGGAAGACCUAGAGGACGCGGAUAUGACAAUCCCUGCAAUGUACGUCGAGAAAGAGGAUGAGGAUGAGGAUCCGGCAAUCCUUACAAGGCACGUUGA